Messenger RNA from Bactrocera oleae (olive fruit fly), 2634 nucleotides. Its product is annotated as ankyrin repeat domain-containing protein 12. The record is from RefSeq and is a predicted model, not a curated record. Lineage: Eukaryota; Metazoa; Arthropoda; Insecta; Diptera; Tephritidae. Gene Ontology annotation, cellular component: nucleoplasm.
UCAUUGUCAGAAUGGGCUACACAUGCUCAACGCGCGUCGGACAAUUUUCAGAAUUCCCUAUCAUAUUAUUUUCUCAAAUUCUUAUUCAUCAUUUUUAAAUUAUUUCUGUUAUAUUAGGCAUGCUUGUACAUUACGUACAAAAAAUUUAUGAUAAAAUUUAAAUUUCCCUACCUAUUUGAGAUAUUCAGAAUUACUUCUACCUUUAAUAAUGCUCAACAAGAGUUCUGUCUUCGAACACAGAAUUAGCUAUGUAGUUUCAGUGCUUUUGAACAGAGAUUAACUAAAAAUGUAUUUAAAAGCUAAAAAUAAUAUGAUACUCUCUAUGAUUCCGUUAUUCAUAGCGUUUCAGCUUAAGUAGAUUAGUCAGUGAAAUAUUUGAUGAGAGACAUUUAUGCGUGUUUGGGUUUAUUUUCUUUUCAAAACAUUUUAGAAUUUUAUUUCUUUUGGAAUUUCACUUUUGAUAUUUUGGGUACGCAAUAUUACUAAGAUAUUAUGCCACCCCCAAGACCGAGGGGAGUGGGAUAUAAUACAGGAGUCACAACAUCAAGGCCCAGCCCGAAUACACCGAUGUCUGAGAGACAGCAAAUGGCACUGCUUAUUCAGAUGACGGCAAACUCGACGACAGAGGCCUCCAGAACGCACAUCAAAAAGAAUGAGCAUAAAAAAAGUGAUGAUGCCGAAGAUGUUAACUCCACAGAAAAGCACGAUCAUUCAGAGACCAGUCGCGAUAAAUUAACUACUGAUGAGGGACAUACCGAAAACAAAAGUGAACACGAUGGUGUUGGCAGCGCAGAUACACCUUCGUCCAGUCAGGGUAAACGUAAUUUCUCAGAUAUAGAUGAGGAUGAUUUUGAGGAAUGUGAUGAUGGCAAGAAAAAAAAACGAAAAGAGGUAGAUGGUGGAAAAGAUGCAAAAACCACAACAACUGCACGUCUACCCGGGCGUACGGAAAAGGUUAUCAAGCAAACAUCGGCAGCUAAAAGUUCACCGAAUCCAAAUAAAAAUGUAAACUCCACAGAAAAAGAACAGGCUGAAUUGGCAAAAUCUGGUUUUGCUAAACAAUUUGAAACGGAAGGUGAUGAUGAAGAAUUUAAAAUGUCUGAAUCUUUAUACAGUGGCGGUUUAAAGGUGCCGCCACUAAAAAUUGUAAUUCCACAACAGAAUUGCUCCAUAGAUACCGAUGGAAAUGUAUCACGUACAGGCAAAAUCAACACAUCUCGCAAUGCAGCGCUACCAUAUGUGGUUAGUUCAAACACAAAUGAUUCCAGCGAACGUGAAACGCAAUGCGGCAGUCCACAUGAAAGUCCGAUAAAAAUAAAUAACAUGCAAUGUAAUGUUAUAGACGAAAAAAAUUUAAAGUUAUUAAACGAGGAGAAAAAUCUACAUCGUGUCCUACGUAGUUCUCAUCGCAGUGGUAUUACUAGUGCCGAACGCAGUUCUAACAAUUCCUCACCUCAAAUGCAAAGCAGUUCACCAUCGCCAGCGUCGUCGAACGCCAAUGAGGGUACUACAGAUAAUAAACUUACGUUUACAAAUGUUAGCGCAAGCCCUCUACAACAUAAUCAUACGUAUGAAAAUGAGAAUAUUGUUAAUUUACCAAGCCCAUCCACCUCGUCUACAUCGUCAUCGAAAGACGUACAUUCACACGGUGUCGAAUUACAUCCGCGCAAGCGAAAAAUACGCACCAAACAUGAUGAUAAUCACAAUAAUAAAAACAAUGGAAAUCAAAAUACAAAUACAGAAGCCAACGCUUCAAUAUCUGAUACACAUUCGCAUGAUAUGCCAUUUACAAAUUGUUUCCAAAUGUAUCUUCGAAUACGCAGGCAAAUUGAGAAAAAGUGGCAAAAUAUGUACCCGAUCAAACCAAGACCGCCGCAGGGUUAUAACGAGUAUUUGCUGAAUAAAAAGACUUAUCUGCUUGCAAGUACUGAGCAGAAAGUUGAUCCCGUUACACCGUCUAAUAUUCCACCGAAAAUGCAGGAAAUUUACCGUUUGCAAGAAAAUGAACGCAAUGCACUGCUACAGCGCCACAUUGUGGAGCGUGAAAAAUUAUGUUUGAAUGUGGAACAGGAAAUGAUACGUGUUCACUCGAAGGCAGCGCGCAACAUUUCAUGUCAGCCAGUGCCGUAUUCGGUGUGUACGCUACUUAAAGAUGAAGAAGUAUACAAUAUACCAACAUCGGAGCAGGAUGAAAAGGAUAAAAACGCACGUUAUCGUUUCAAUGGUCGACAACUACUAAGUUGGUUGCAAGAUGUCGAUGAUAAGUGGGACAAAAUCAAGGAAGCCAUGGUUUUACGUCAUCAUAACGAAGCGGAGAGUCUGCAUGCCGUACAGAUGAUGGAUUGGGAUAUUGCAUUGAAAAAACAUAAAUUAUGGGAUUAUAAGUGUGAAACUGCCAUUGAUAAGGACCAUGUACCUAUUGUACAUGUUAGCGAUGACUUUGAUCUUUUACCAGCUUAAAUUUAUCAAUAAUAAAGUGAUAUAAAAUAUAUACAUAUAUGUAUUCAUGUACAUAGAUACAAAGAUUCCCCUUAAAUUAAUUUAAGGUGUCGUCGUGAUUUCAGCACAGAACUACAUGCACUCAAAAUAUUUAAUAAAAAAAUGCUUAGAAAAAGCACCAAAUGUAAAAAAAAA